CCCUCAACCACUUCCUCCACCCCCUUCUCUCUCUACAAAUACUCUCUCUGUCACUGUGAUUUCACUGAUAUGGACUUUGGAUCAAGGCACCUCUAGAAGGAGAGAAUCUUUCUGCUGCUAUUGUGUUAAACUUUUCUGUGUUUUUUCUUUUUUUUCUUGGAAUUUUUUUUUUUUGAAAUUCUUUUAAAGUCCAUGAAGAAAUGCAGAAAAGCACAAGACAGCAUGUAUAUCAGCACAAUUAUUACUAUUUUGAAGUUUGUUCUCUCUUAAAAGUAGCUUUACUAUAGACUGGUUUUUUGAGCUGGGUCAUGGCUGAAAAAUAAGCACAUCCACCCUAGGCCAAAAGUGGUGUUGUGUGGUUUUGUUGUAGGUCCAGUGCUGCAGUUGUUUAAUUUGUUUGUUGGGGUUGAGGAGCUAUCUUCAAAAUAAGAGAGGAUAUUGAGGUGUUUUUGGGGUUAAAAGGGUGAGUGAGUGGGGGAACCCACUUCUUUCAGCCAUUAAAGGCGUAUUCUUUCUUGGUUAUUUGACAGGAGAUUGUUUGAUUUUGUUGAAAAUUCAUGUACCCAUUUAUGAAAUUGGAACAAAGAUGAUAGUUUUUUUUCCUCUUUUCUUUUGCGGGUUCAUUAAAGUGAAUGUUCUGGUUCUGUACAGAGAAGGAAAUUAUUUACCACUGGGAGUGUGGUGUAUGGCUGGUUAGCUUAAAACCCAGUUCCAGUGCUUCUGAUAAUGAGCAGCAGAAGCUUCUUUUUCCCUUCUUAUCUCUGUUUGUUUUAGCUCCAAAACUAUCCACAGAUUCCCUUCUGAGUGUGGUUCUUUUAUUACUCUGCUGCGAGAUCAAGCUGGUUUUAGAGUGAUGGUUGGUUGGUUCAAAAGCCAGAAGCAGUCGGUCCAAAAGACACCCAUCUGGGUUACUUUUUUCUGGGAUACAAAAUCAGGAAUUCAACCUAAACACCUGCCUUGAUUGAUACUUGGGUAGCAUUUUUCCACCAAAAAGGGAACUGGGUUUUGUUAUCUAUUUUUAGGGAGAAGCAUCAUCUGCAGAGCAAGAAUCCAUUUUGUAAAAUACUUGUAUCUGAUGGUUUUGGCGGUCUGAUUGAGUGGUGGGAUUUUACCUUUUUUUCUCUUUCAUUUUUAGUUGUGAGAAAAAUAAGUCAACUUCAAAGCAAUAUAGACCAUGGAUACUGAACCCCAAAAUCAAGGAGUACCAGAGAACCUAAGGAACCAGCUUGCCCUUGCUGUUAGAAACAUUCAAUGGAGCUAUGCGAUCUUCUGGUCAAUUUCAACUAGACAACCAGGGGCACUGGAAUGGGGAGAUGGGUACUACAAUGGAGACAUCAAAACAAGAAAAACCGUUCAAGCUGUGGAGUUCAAUGCCGACCAAAUGGGGUUGCAGAGAAGUGAGCAAUUGAGAGAACUCUACGAGUCCCUUUCAAUAGGUGAAUCCAACCCACAACCCAGAAGGCAUUCUGCAGCAUUAUCACCUGAAGACCUCACAGAUGCAGAGUGGUAUUACUUGGUUUGCAUGUCCUUCGUGUUCGAUAUAGGCCAAGGAUUGCCCGGAAGAACAUUGGCUAGUGGCCAGCCUAUCUGGCUAUGCAAUGCUCCUAAUGCAGAGAGCAAAGUGUUCAGCCGCUCUCUGCUGGCAAAGAGUGCAUCUAUCCAGACUGUGGUAUGCUUUCCAUAUUUAGGAGGUGUGAUAGAGCUGGGUGCGACUGAAAUGGUUUUGGAGGACCCGAGUCUCAUCCAACACAUCAAAACUUCUUUUCUGGAGAUUCCAUACCCCAUGCUGUCCAGGAUGUCUAAUUCCAGAAAGAUAAGAGAAGACAAAGACCCUGCUUCUGCAGAGCUUGAUCAUAAUUUUCUUGACACCAACCUUAAUCCAGCAGUUUUAGAAGUAUGUUCUCCAAAUAACAGCUCAGAUGGGUUUGAGCUGAAUCAAUUGGGAGAGGAAUCGAUUAUGGUUGACUGCUUAAAUGGUGGGGGAGCUUCUCAGGUACAAAGCUGGCAACUCUUGGAGGAUGAAUUCAGUAACUGUGUCCAUAACUCAAUGAACUCUAGUGACUGCAUAUCUCAGACCAUCAUGAAUCCUGAAAAGGUUGUUCCUAUUCCAAAGGGUGAAAAGGUUAAUGAUCAUUGCCUGGUAGACCUUCAGGAAUGCAAUAACACCAAAUUAACCUCAUUGGAUCUUCGGGAUGAUCUUCAUUAUCAGUGUAUUCUUUCAUCCCUUUUGAGCUCCAACCAGUUGAUUUUGGGACCAUGCUUUCGAAAUUCCAAAAAGGAGUCAAGCUUCGUUAGUUGGAAGAAAAGAGGAUUGAUGGGUACUCAGAAGCUGAACACUGGAACCCAACAAAAAUUAUUGAAGAAGGUGCUGUUUGAAGUUGCUCAAAUGCAUGGUGGUUGCUUAAUGAGCUCCCGGGAUAAUAAUGGAGAUAACGAUGAAAUUUGGAGACCGGAGGCUGACGAAAUCACUCUGAACCAUGUGUUGUCCGAGAGGAAACGGAGGGGAAAAAUAAAUGAAAGGUUCUCGGUUCUCAGAUCACUUGUUCCUUCUAUUAACCAGGUCAACAAAGUGUCUGUACUUGAUGACACCAUAGAAUACCUGAAAGAGCUCAAAAGAAGAGUUGAAGAGUUGGAAUCUAGCAAGGAGUCAACAGAAAUAGAGGCAAGAACAAGCAGGAGAACCCCAGAUACUGCAGAGAGGACAUCUGAUAACUAUGGCAACGACAGAGUUGGAAAUGGCAAGAAACCUUUGUUGAACAAGAGGAAGGCAUGUGACAUUGAUGAAAUGGAGCCUGAUUCCAACCGGGUUUUACUGAAAGAUGAUUCAGCUGAAAAUAUAACAGUCAGUAUGAACGAGAAGGAUAUUCUAAUCGAACUGAGGUGUCCAUGGAGAGAGUGCUUGUUGCUUGAGAUCAUGGAUGCUGUAAGCAAUCUCCAUUUAGAUUCUCAGUCAGUUCAGUCAGCCAGCGUUGAUGGAAUUCUUUCUCUGACCAUUAAAUCAAAGUUUAAGGGAUCAUCAUUUGCAUCAGCAGAAACAAUCAGACAAGCACUUCAGAGAGUUGUCCCAAAGUGUUGAACCUCAAUUUCUAGGUGGUAAUUGUAAUGUUCUUUGAGUUUCUAGAAUCUUUUGCUUCAGUUACUAUAAAAUUGUGUUGUUGAAAAGCUCUGUAGAUCUUUGAUCAUCAUAAUCACAAGCUCUAGUUGAUAAAUCUACAGGUAGAAUAGUCUAAUGAAGUCGAAGAAACCUAUUUUCCGGGUUUUGUAUUCUUUUUCCCAUGAUCUAGGAUAUCCUUCUGAAGCUAUAAUAGAGGUUAA
Messenger RNA from Vitis riparia (riverbank grape), 3315 nucleotides. RefSeq names its product transcription factor EGL1-like. The record is from RefSeq and is a predicted model, not a curated record. NCBI's taxonomy places the organism in Eukaryota, Viridiplantae, Streptophyta, Magnoliopsida, Vitales, Vitaceae. Gene Ontology annotation, molecular function: protein dimerization activity. The coding region runs from base 1175 to 3076 and encodes 633 amino acids. The transcript has 8 exons.